This is a messenger RNA of Alternaria alternata, 2097 nucleotides long. Its product is annotated as cytochrome P450. The coding region runs from base 474 to 2015 and encodes 513 amino acids. Lineage: Eukaryota; Fungi; Ascomycota; Dothideomycetes; Pleosporales; Pleosporaceae. The record is from RefSeq and is a predicted model, not a curated record. The transcript has 6 exons. Gene Ontology annotation, molecular function: iron ion binding; monooxygenase activity; heme binding.
CUCGGCAGCAGCCUGCAUUUUUAGUCUCCGUUAGUACAGUGACACUCCACACAUCCCGCUGUCAGUCCCCUACUAGCACGCAAAUCCGCUUCCCCGAUACUCACCAUGGCUGCUACAACCAAUCGUUAUGCGUGUUAUUGCGAUAAAGGGGUGGCGGACAAAAGCAGUCCCGAGGUCUGCUCCAUAGACGUACACAAGCGGCGCCCUGCCGUACCCUGGCAAGUCUCGUUCGGCUUCAGCGCACCACGGUCCCCAAACGGGAGCGGCUGGAUUCUAGCUCCACCUCCCCAUCUAUCAGAUGCAAGUUUGAACAUGCGGGUAGUUAGCAACAGUCCCCAUAAAGUGGACGGCCUGCAUGGUAGGUCAAGACCUUCCAAGGUUGUCACUUACAUUACCUUGUUCGUUACCCCUCCCACUUAUAUUCUUCUUUUCUUUUCAUGAAUCACAUUGCAUGCACAUAGCAAGGUGACACGAUGGCAUUGAUGGGGUUACUUGCGAAGGCAAUCGGCCUUGGAGCAAUACUUCUCAUUACUCGAUAUGUUCUGGCUUAUCUACAGUCACCACUCAAGACUAUACCUGGUCCCUUCUUAGCCAAAUUCUCCGAUAUCUGGCGUUUCCUGAAUCACUAUGGACAAACUCACAUCGAGACACAGAGGCGACUCCACGAACAACAUGGCGACAUCGUUCGUCUUGGUCCCAACACCGUUAGUGUUGCUGAUGCUAGUCUGAUCAAGACCAUUUACAACACCCGUGGAACGUACUUGAAGAGCGAUUACUACACCAUUAACGAUGCCCUUCAAGACGGUCACAUCAUCCAGAACAUCUUCAGCACACGCAGCAACGAGUUCCAUUCCAAAGGUGUCAAGCCUGUUCAAAAGUUGUACAGUCUUCAAAAUGCUCUUCAAAUCGAAAGCAUUAUGGACGACGAUCUGCGUACACUAUGCACUCAACUUGACGCUCGCUUCGUGGAAGGUGCUAACAAGGACAAGACAUGCGAUAUCGCUGACUGGAUCUCAUUCUUUGCUUGGGAUUUUCUGGGCGAUAUGACUUGGAGCAAGCGCAUUGGCUUCAUGGAACAGGGUACGGAUGUUGGCGAUAUGCUUGGGACCGCUGAACGUGUGAUGCGCUACUUCUCAGUAGUUGGUCAAAUUCCCUCUCUCGACAAAUGGCUUGGAAAGAACCCCAGUUGGCCACGCUCGCUAUACAAGUUCGAUGACUUCUCUGUCGCUGCCGGUUUCUCCGUGGAGCGCUUUAUGGAACGCAUGCAGAAACCUGAACUUGGCGAUGGGAAGAAAGACUUCCUCAAUGGCUUUCUCGAGGCAAAAAAGGAGUUUCCAGAACUUGUUACUGAUAAUGAGGUCAUCGGAUAUAUGAUCAUCAACAUUCUCGGUGGUGCCGACACCCUCGCCAUUGUGAUAAAGGCUAUUUUCUACCACAUCCUCAAGUCACCAGCCUCGAAAGCGCGCCUCGUCGAGGAACUCGUUGCUGCAAAUCUCUCGUACCCCGCACCUUAUACCACAAUCGAGCACCUACCUUACCUCGAUGCAUGCAUCAAAGAGGGCCUCCGUAUGCAUCCCGUUGUUGGCCAUAUUCUCGAGCGCGUGGUACCUGCAACUGGUCUCGCGUUACCUAAUGGAGAGACAUUACCGCCUGGAACAAUUGUCGGUGUGAAUCCAUGGGUCGUUCAUUACAAGGAGAGCAUCUUCGGCGCAAAAACCCAUGAAUUCCGGCCGGAGCGCUGGCUGCAAGGCGAACAAGAAGAGAUUGGCGCUUACGAGGCCAGGAUCAAGAAGAUGAAAGAUGCGGACUUGUCAUUCGGAGGCGGAAAUAGGAUAUGUAUUGGCAGGCCAUUAGCUCUGGUUGAAGUGUACAAAGUAGUUGCGACGGUGUUCGGUAGAUAUAAGAUUGAGCUUGAAGACCCGAGCAAAGAAUGGGAUCUUCACAAACAAUGGUUUGUAUGGCCGCAUGAUAUCAAGGUCAAACUCAACCCACUUGAGAGCAUCAGCGCACCCUGAUUGUCUCUAGACGGCUAUCUUACAUGGAAUGUAACAGGUACGGAAGGUUGGUGGUGAUCUGUAGUUUGAGCUUCCUAUAUAU